CACCCCACAGCAGUCACCACUAGCUUCAAAGACGCCAACAGGUGUGGUGCGUACAGCCUUCAAGUUCUGGUGACGACCCGACCAUCAUGGAGGGAGACCUCUGUGGUGAUGUGGGUGGUGGCGGUAGCAGCAGCGUGCUCGACCGAGACUUCCGCCACAUAAUCCGGCAGAUACCCCUUGACGACAAGCGCGACCUCAUCCUUCAGUACGGGGAUGAAGCCUCAAAGCGACGGGCGCACGCCAUUGCGGGGGACGGGAAGGCGGCGGACGGCGGGAUGAAGGUCCGGAGCCCACAGGAGUCCGCCGAGGAGGUGGCGAUCUGGGCGGAGGACUUUCCCCCGCCGGCCGCGGUUCUCCCCUUGCAGGAGGCCCUGGACAGGGCCAGCGGCCGCUGGAUCGAUGGCUUCAGAGACGCCGACGGGGUCUCCCAUUUGUGCGGGGUGCCUCCAGAAGAGGUGGAGCUGGAAGAGGGGGUGGUGCGGUGCCUGAUGGUGCUCUUCAACAAGGAGACGGGGCUGUCCAACCUGGAAGGGAGCUCUAACCUUUGGCCCGUCAUUGUGCGGAGCGCCCUGGACUCGACCAGCGAGAGGGUCCGAUCGAGCCUCCUCAAGGUGCUCACGGUCAUGACGGAGACCGGCCAGGACGGCCUCAAGGUCGUGCUCAACGCCCUGGACGUGGCAAAGGCGCAGAAGAACCAAGACCUAAGGUUCUCCUUGCUCGUGGGCGCGCUCUCCAAGGCGGCGGCGGCGGCAGCGGCGGCAGGGGACGGGGGGAGGGGCACGCAGCCAGGAAGCGGCAGCAGCGAGGAGGAGGGAUACGGGGUGGGGGGCACGCAGCCGGGAAUCCGUGGUGGCGGCAACGACGGGGAGGAGGACGGCCACCUCCGGCUGGCCCUGGCGGUGGCGGUGUUCCUCAACACCGUCCUGUCCCGGGCCUUCGAGUUCGAGGAGCGGGUGCUGCUGCGCGGGGAGAUGGUGGCCGGAGGCGUGGUGGCGGCCAUCGCGGGGGCGAGGGAGCGCUGGGGGGAAGACGACGACGACGACGUUGACGACGACAGCGAUAGCGUCGUUAGCGGCGCUGAGGACGGGGGUAGGGUCCACCACCUUCGGGACGCGACGGCGCUCUUCUUCGAGAACGAUUCUUCUGACGAGGACAGCAGCGGCGGCGUUAGCGGCGGAACGGAUUUCGGCGGCAACGGAGGCAGCGUUUCGAAGAAGCGGGUGUUCGUUCCCAGCGGCAGCAGCAGCGGCGGCCCGGCGGGGGCGGGAGUGUUCGUUUCCAACUCGGGGCGAGUGUCUGUUGUUCCACCCAAGAGCCCGGCGGCGGGGAGCAGCACGAGCAGCCUGGCGACGGUGACGGCAAGGUCGAGCUUCUCGUCCACCGGGUCGUCGGUGCCGCGGACCGUGGCGCAGCUGUCGGCCGCUGUGGCCGACGCGCGGUUGCUGGAGCUCAGGAGGGACCUCAUAGCUCAGCUGGACCUGUUCGACCGAGUGGCCGACGAGGACCUGAGGGAUGCCGAGGAAAACGGCGGCACCGCUGCAGACAAGGGAGCCGGCGACGACGAUGACGGCGAAGACGGGGGGGGGUCUGCGGAUAGGGGGAGGAACCAAGCGGCGGGCGGGGCAGCCACGGAGAGCAGCGAGCCAAGGGCGGUGAAGGCCAUGAGGGCCCUCGCGAUGGCCGUGGAGGGCGACGAGGCCGUCAGCGUGGAGCUGGAGCUGCUGGCGGACAAGCUGAGGGUCAUGGGCGGCGGCGGGUCCGGGGGCGGCACGGGCUGCUGCGGCCCGGCGCUGUGGCGCCGCGUAAGGGACCCUGCCCCCGAAACCGUGGAGGAAGGGUCGAAGGGUGGCGGGGAAGGGGGUUCCCCCGAAGGGCACGAAAAAGGGGAAAAAAACACGGGGGGAACACCUACGUUAACGGGGCCGGGGGGCACUAUCCCGGGGGCCACCGCAAGCCCUCCCCCGCCUCCGCCACCUCUUCCCCUGGGGACGCAAGCUGCCGGCGCCGCCGCCGCUUCGCCCCUUGCGGUGGCCACUCUCCCCAACGCUCCGGCGGGGGGCGGAAGCUCGCCCCCGCCGCCGCCACCGCCACCGCCACCGCCGUUGCCCGGCAUGGUCACGAAAGGAGGAAGCGUGCCGCCGCCGCCACCGCCGCUGCCCGGCAUGGUCACGAAAGGAGGCGGCCUGCCGCCGCCGCCGCCGCCUCUGCCUGGCAUGGUCGCCAAAGGAGGUGGCCUGCCUCCGCUGCCGCUGCCCGCGGCGGGGGUUGUUAAGCCGACGAAGUCGCGGCCGGCAGGCCCCGCGCGCCGGGGGGUUCACUGGAACAAGAUCAGGACGGCGAUAACGGGGACCAUUUUCGAGGAGAUCGAGUCGGAGGAGGCGGUGGGGAAAGCUGGAGGCAGACGUGUAUCACACGUGUACGAUCAUGGUACGCACGUACUAUAUCCCGGUUGGAGUCAGCGGCGAAAUAGAAGCGCUCGAUCCUUCAACAGCGUGUCUCCAGAAACAGUCCGCAACGCGGUGAUGUCGAUGGACCUGUCCUUCCUCGACCCGGACACGCUGGAGAAGCUGGAGAAGCUGCUGCCGCCGCCGGCGGAGCUGUCGAUCCUCAAGUCCUUCGAGAGCGACGAUGUCUCGGAGCUCGCCGAGGUAGAGCAGUUUUUGGUGCUGGCGUCCCGGAUCCCCAACUACCAGAUCCGCCUGCGCUGCGCGGGAGACAUGCAAGCCUUCGAGCCGGACACGGCAUCCGCGCUGGCAAAGAUCACCAUCGUCAGCGACGCCAUUUCCCAGGUGACGGACUCGGCCAAGCUGAAGCGGCUCCUCGCCGUGGUCCUGGCGGUGGGGAACUUCUUGAACGAGGGCACCGGCAGCGGUGACGCCAAGGCGAUCACCCUAGAGUCGCUCCUCAAGAUCACCACGGUCAGGCGCACGACGAAGAGACCUUUCGCCGGGGGAGGAGACGACAACCUGGCGCACAGCAUCAUGGAGUGGGCCGCGAAGUCGGAGCCCUCCCUUCUGUCGCUGGGGGAAGACCUGCCCUUGGCUGCGAAGGCGUCUAGGCUGGCCUUGGACGACCUCAAGAAGGAGGGCCCUUUGGAAAACCUGCGAUCGGAGCACACGCGAGUGGAGAAGGCGUACUCGUCGAUGGCCACCAAGUUCGGCGAGGACGCGAAGAAGACGCCGAACGAGGACUUCUUCAAGAUCGUUAGGAGCGUGGUGGUGAUGGUGGAGACUGCUACCCGCGAGAACCAAGAGAGGGCGGAGGCCGAGAAGGCGCGAAUCAGGAGGGAGAAUAGAAACAACAAGAGGAAGAAAGAGAGGGAGAUGGCCAAGGCAUCGAGGCAGCAGAGCGAGGUCGACCUCCAAGCGCUUCUCAAGGGUGGGGCCGGCAAGAUGCGAGGGAUGGUCACUGGGACGGUCAACGUGGAAUACGACCGCAUCAUGGAGGAGAGAGCCAAAGAGGGCGACGCUUUCAAAGAACUCAGCGAAACUACAGACGACAGUGUCAGGGACCACAUCCGGGGCAAGCUGCACUACCAGCGGUCCACUAACAUCUUCGGCAGCACCGGCGGCGGCGGCGGCGGCGGCGGCGGCCACCGCUCGCAUCGCUCCUUCGGCCCCUUGUCCUCCUCGCCCUCCCCCCAGAACGGCGACGGCGGGGGUGACGGGAACGGCCAAUGCGGCCAGCCCUCGUCCUUUUUCUCUGGCUCCAACCACCCCGACCACAAGAAGAAGCAGAAGAAGUCGACGAGAUUUCUGUUGCCGACGCCCGAGGCCGCGGAGGGGCCGGUGACUGCGGCGGCGGCGGGCACGGCCGGGGUAGGCGGCACGAGCAACCAGGAGCAGCGGCGGUUGGGGCGGGAGGCGUCCCUGGUGAAGCACGCGUCCGUCGUGCGGCAGAAUACCGCGCUCCUGCAGGCGCGCUCGUUCUCGAGGGUGCCGAGAGAGGGGGAUCCCGCGGCGGGGGGCGGGGGGGCGGACGGUUUUUGUGCCGGUGAUGCGCCGACGAGGCAGCAACCGGCGGUCGCUGGAGGGGUGGGCAGCGGAUCGAGCUCGAAAUUCCGGCCGUCACCGCCUUAUCCGGCAAGAGGCGGGAACAGCGCUAAGACCGCGCCGCCGUCCGGUGGGAUGCUUCGAACCCGCGCCCUCGGCAGCAGCCUUCAGGUGCCGCUGGAGGAACACGACGACGAGGACGGCGGCGGCAGCUGCAGCGUCGACGGCAGCGGCGGGUCUGACUCCCCCAAGAUCGGGAGGGCUGCCCUACCGAAGCUCUUGGCGGGGACCCGCAGCAAGGCGUUCGAAGCCCGACGAGCCAAGUUCGGCUAG
Messenger RNA from Ectocarpus siliculosus, 4325 nucleotides. NCBI's taxonomy places the organism in Eukaryota, Phaeophyceae, Ectocarpales, Ectocarpaceae. The record is from the annotation of a GenBank genome assembly.